Danaus plexippus (monarch butterfly) is the source of this 1549-nucleotide messenger RNA. RefSeq names its product nucleoporin NUP42-like. Lineage: Eukaryota; Metazoa; Arthropoda; Insecta; Lepidoptera; Nymphalidae. The transcript has 3 exons. The record is from RefSeq and is a predicted model, not a curated record. The coding region runs from base 136 to 894 and encodes 252 amino acids.
GGACAUCGGUUCUGGCUCGCCGCAGUGGGUUUUCUGAAGGCUGUGGCGCGGGCCGCAUGCCAACACCGAUUGAGACCUUGUGAGACCCUAUUAAUACAACAGACAUCGAUACAUCAACAUUAUCCAAUAGACAGCAUGAGGAUCAUCUACACGUUUUGUUUAGCAAUCCUAGCUAUUGCGGAGGCUGCUCCGGGGAGGUUCGUGUUCCCGGAUCAGAGGAGACAUGAAAAGAAAUUAGAUCCAAUAACACCACCGGUUCUGCCAGUUCUGGAGCAUUUGGAAAGGGAUCCUAGUACGCUUCUGCCUGGAGAGGGUGGAAGUAGAGUACCGGCUCAAGUGAAGCCCAGGUUUGGGCAUGGUGCUUUUAACGUGAGACCCUCGGGGAAUGGAGGGUUGAGUGCUAGUAUAAGCAGCAGUGCGAGUGGUGCUGGAAUCAGUCAGUCUGCAUCUCAAUCUUUCUCAUUCGGCUUCAAUGAAGGAUUCAGCGCAUCACAUUCUGCGAGUCAAGCUGCUUCCUUUAAUGGAUUUGGAAGUUCCUUCAGUGGUAGCCAAGCCAGUAGCCAGGCAGCUUCUUUUAGCGGCGCAGGCACUUCUCUGUCCGGAGCAGCGUCCUCAGCGUCAGCCUUAGGAGGCUUCAACAGUUUUGGUGCAACUCCAGGAUACAACAGCCUUGGUGGAAGUCAGAGUGCCUCACAAGCAUUUGGCUUCAAUUCCCCAAACGCUUUCCAACCUGAUGCAUAUUCUGGCAAUGGUCUCCUAGACGUACGACAUCGUGGUGUACCUGGCUUUCCAUUUCCUGAUCUCAUCGGCAGGAGCAAGAGCCUCAACGCAGUCGCCUUUAAACGACCGCUAGCUAGAAACGACGAUUUCCUAGCUUUAUUAGUAUCUAAUUAAUUCAGCGUAUAUUAAGUUAUCUAAAAAUAAUAUUUUUUAAACUAUGGCUUCAUUCGCACUAGAAUCGCGGGAUAUUUUGCCAAGUGAACGUUUUUAUUUGUUGGACCAAUUAUAAUCUCGAGUAAUGUGUGGAGGAAACGAGAAGGAGUUUGUCGUAUGGAAUUAUGACGUAUAAAUAAAUGUAUGCGACAGAUAAAGAUGUUGACAUUCUGACAACCAGACCUAGCUGUCAUUAGAACCAUCAAGGUUACAUAACGAUUUACUAGAAGUUUAUAUAUAUAUAUAUAUAUAUAUAUAUAUCGAUAUUAUUUCAUUUGUUUGACAAUUCCAUUAUGACUAUAUAUCCUUUUUAAUACUCAUCAGUUUAAACGAUGGCUGUGUUUAUAAAGUAAUCGAUUAAAUAUAAUUAAAAAUGAAGGAAUGUUAAUGUCUUACUGGGUAAAAGCAGUUUUUUUGGUAUCACUCUUAGCAUAUGUAUAUUUUGAAUCUUCUGAUAUCGUAAAUGUAUAUUGAAUUAGCUAUUACGUAUAUCACAUAGCUAAUCGAACAAUGUAUUUGCUGCGACUUCAGUUUUUGUUGAAUGUUGACUGACAAACUAUUUAUUUAUUAGUAUAAAAACUAGUUAAUUUGAGAAAUAAAUAAUAACAGUAAAAUA